AUGGACAAAUUCAUUGAUAUGCGUGAUUUGAAUGAAAUAAGAGCUGAUUAUGAAAGUGAUGAGCAUUGGAAGUUACGCCGCAUGUUUAUUGAACGACACAUGAUGGAGUAUCCAAGAAAUCGUCUUCUCUGUCUUGCCCAAAUUUUUUGUAAUGUUAAUUUGCUUGGUUGUACGUAUGACAAGGAUUUGAUGAAUACAGUGAAGGAAAUGGGAGCAGGAUUAAUGGAGGAAAUAUUGCAGAUCAAAACAGAGAUGAUUUUCAAUGUGCUCAAAAAAAGAAGAAUUCACUUUCAGAGCUUUGGGUUAAUGAGGGCACAGUUAUCUAUACUCGAAAAGAAAGAUGAUCCUUUAAUAUUACUCAAUCGCCUAACAUCUCGAUUAAAAUAUAAGUGGGAAGUAAAGUAUAUGGAGAUCGGUAAAUCAAUCCUUUUCGUGAAUAACGUUAAUAUUUUGGAAGGAAUUUUUCCGCCAUGGACUGAUUACAAUGUUAAGAAUUUUGUUGCUGCAGCCGCUUUAGCUGUCUUGUCAAGGGAGAAUGCAGAAGUACAAUUAAAAGAUAAGACAUAUGAAUUAUGGAGCACCAAUGAAAGUCCAUCAGAUUCUUACAUGUCCUAUCUUGUUCGUGAAUUGAAAAAAGCUGUGAAGGUGAUGCCUAAGAAUGGAAGUCCAUUUGAAAGAUUAGGCAUUGGUCUUCAAACCGUGCGAAUGACCUUAAAAUAUAGCGCUGAACGAGGAACUGGAUGGGAACAAAGAAUAACGAUAAGCGCACUUAAUGUUGAGUUGGCAAGUGCUGUUUUACGGAAAGGUGAUUGCACUAGGAAUCGAGAGAGGGAGCGAAAAGAAAACUUGGCUGCAGCAAUCAUUCAAAAACUCGCCUCUGAUUUUCGACUCAUACCAAAUGAGACUAAAUAUAUGCUCAAUUAA
Messenger RNA from Thelazia callipaeda (thelaziosis nematode), 924 nucleotides. NCBI's taxonomy places the organism in Eukaryota, Metazoa, Nematoda, Chromadorea, Rhabditida, Thelaziidae. The record is from the annotation of a GenBank genome assembly.